Eublepharis macularius is the source of this 3393-nucleotide messenger RNA. RefSeq names its product cytochrome P450 2K4-like. The record is from RefSeq and is a predicted model, not a curated record. NCBI's taxonomy places the organism in Eukaryota, Metazoa, Chordata, Lepidosauria, Squamata, Eublepharidae. Gene Ontology annotation, cellular component: cytoplasm; intracellular membrane-bounded organelle. Gene Ontology annotation, biological process: xenobiotic metabolic process. Gene Ontology annotation, molecular function: iron ion binding; oxidoreductase activity, acting on paired donors, with incorporation or reduction of molecular oxygen, reduced flavin or flavoprotein as one donor, and incorporation of one atom of oxygen; heme binding. The transcript has 9 exons. The coding region runs from base 217 to 1704 and encodes 495 amino acids.
ACUCCACCCACCCAGUCAUAUAGCUGGAGUACACACCUCAAAAAUGGGAAUAGUUCUCAUAAAUUGGAUGGAUUAAAUAAUUAGUGAGAAUUUAUAUGAGGCUGCAUCUAUCUGAAGAAUUUUUGCUGCUCUUUUCAGUUGGCAGACACUGCCCUUGAUCAAAUUACGUUGCAAAUUUUGCUGCAACCACUGCAGGCAACUUUUCAUUAAUAGGAAAUGGAGUGGAUGGAUCCUCUUUCUGUGUUGUUCCUAUUUUCCCUGGCAAUUGCGUUCCUUUGGAAAAUGAACAAUUUCUGGAACAGCAGCAGCCAAAAUCUUCCACCAGGACCAAAGCCAUUGCCAAUAAUAGGAAACCUCCACCUAAUGGACCUGAAGAGGCCUUACAGAACCCUGUUAAAGCUUUCUAAACAGUAUGGCCCGGUUUUCAGCCUACAAACGGGAUUCCAGAAAAUGGUAGUUCUGGCGGGCUACGAGACUGUAAAGGAGGCUUUGGUGAACCAGGCAGAUGCAUUUGCAGAGAGGCCCAUGGUCCCAAUAUUGGAAGACUAUCAAAAAGGCUACGGAGUCGUUUUUGCCCAUGGUGAGAACUGGAAAGUGAUGCGGCGGUUUGCGCUAACCACGUUGCGUGACUAUGGAAUGGGCAGGAGGACCAUAGAGGACCGAAUUGUCGAAGAGUGCCAUUCCCUAAUACGGAAGUUUGAAUCUUUUGGAGGAAAACCGUUCGAUAAUACUACAGUCUUAAAUGCUGCUGUUGCCAAUAUUAUCGUGUCCAUAUUGCUUGGCAAGCGAUAUGAAUAUGAAGACCCCUCAUUUGUGAAACUACUGAACUUGUUCAAUGAAAACACCCGGCUUGCUGGAAGUCCCUCGGUCACGCUGUACAACAUGUUCCCUGCUCUGGGCUUUCUUUUUGGCAGUCGCAGGAUUGUUCUUAACAACAAGAUGGAACUGGACAACUUCAUACAGGACACCUUCAUUGAACACCUCAAGGAAUUGGACGUGAACGAUCAGAGGAGCUUUAUUGAUGCUUUUCUAACCCGACAGCAAGAGGAGAAGAACAAGAUUAAUGGAUUUUUCCAUAAUGGAAACCUAAAGGCUAUCGUGAACGACUUAUUCGGUGCAGGCACGGAGACCACUUCGAUUACUUUGUGUUGGGGUUUGUUGCUGAUGAUGAAGUACCCUGAAAUCCAGAAGAAAGUGCAAGAAGAGAUAACAAAGGUCAUUGGGUCCGCUGAACCACGGAUUGAACACCGAGCCAAACUGCCAUACACCGAUGCAGUGGUUCAUGAAGUUCAGAGGUUUGCUAAUAUUCUCCCUACAAGCGUGCCCCAUGCCACCACAGUGGAUGUCACUCUUGGGGGCUACUUCAUUCCAAAGGGAACUCAUAUUAUUACAUUACUGUACUCCGUGCUUUAUGAUGAAUCUCAGUGGGAAAAACCUUAUAAAUUCUACCCUGAGCACUUCCUGGAUUCCGAAGGAAAUUUUGUAAAGAGAGAUGCCUUCAUGCCUUUCUCUGCAGGUCGGCGAAUGUGUGCUGGUGAGACCCUUGCCAAAAUGGAGCUCUUCCUUUUCUUUGCAAGUCUUCUGCAGAGAUUUACUUUCCAGCCAGCUUCUGGGACAUCUCAAGAAGAUCUGGACCUGACCCCUGAUAUUGGGUUUACUACACCUCCGAUGCCCUAUCAUAUCUGUGCUUUGCCACGUUCAUAAGACUGAUGCUGCUAUGUUACUUAGGUGCCACAACUGAUCCUUGUGUUACGUAGCACAUCACCAGCCUUUCCUACCUGCCGUUUUAGAGCAGUAGACCCAUGACAAAAUUGUUCCAUGCUUUGUCACAAAUCCGCAACCUCUGACCCCAGCCACUGAGAAUCAAGCCUAUGCCUCUCUUCACAGCCUCAGUCCCCUCAACUGCCCAGGCCCAGUCUGGCUUCUGUUUCUUCGUUUCACUAAGCUGUGACUGAAUAGAGGAGGGAACUGACUUCUGACUUCUGGAAGCCUGCCUGGCACAGAAAGUGGGCAUGCUUUUUGUUUUAUGUGCUACUAUGCAUGAACAACAGGAUCUGAGUCCAGCGGCACCUUAGAGGCCAACAUGAUUUUCAGAGAAUAAGCUUUUGAGAGUCAGAGCUCCCUUCCCUCUAUCUGAGGAAAGAAAAAUCUCUGAGGUGCUGCUGGAAUCAAAUCCUGUUGUCCUACUGUACACCAAAAUGGCUACCCACCUAAAACUAUACAAGAAAGCUUAGGUUUUUGUUGUUGUUGUUUAUUUGUUUAUUGUUACCAUCCUCCAAAACACAAAAAGAACCUGGCAUAAUUUCAGAUUCUUUUGUUACAUAUGAGGAAAAAUCAAAUCUCAGUCUCUACAACUGGACAAUAAGUUCUUGCCCUGCGUUGGUAAGAAUCUAAAAAGGGACAGUGGAUGUCCUUUUGUAAGGUUUUUCAUUUCCACAUAGGUGAAGAACAUCUUUGAUCUUCCAUUUAUAUACUGUGAGUUGUUGACAGGUUUUCAACAAUAUCAACACAUCGGGAUAGGAAGAAUCACUGAAUUUGACUUGGUAAGGCUGUGUAAUUUAAACUGCUAUCUCAAAUAAUUAAACUCUCUUCGUCAGACAGCAGCUUCAGCAUAUCUGAACUUCUGAAACGGUACUAGGUCUGUUAUCAAGACUCCCUUCAGAGCACCAUUUCAUAUCUAAGAUGGGCCUUUUUAUUCCCCUAUCCUGAAUAUUUCUAAAUCUUAUCAAAUAUAACAAUGCAGGAGUGUUAGGUUCACGUCUGCUAAUUGUUUUUAGUUGGCUUGAAAGCAAUCAAGCCUGUACUGGAUAUUAGCCGAAGCAGACAGUAAAGUGCCCCUAAAUGUUAAAGUUCACUCCUGUUCCAUUAUUAGGAAAGAAACCCUUGCCCAACAAAUACUUUUUAUUAGAACCAACUGAAAGUCUCAAAGAUGUGACCAAGCUUCUAAGCUGGGAUGGGUUUUAGUUAGAUCAGGCUUUGUUUGGUUCAAAAAGAUCUCCGGUUAAACCACAGGAUGCAGAGAGACCAACACCCAGUUGGCUUGCCCAUAGAAAAUACGGGCACCAGAGAAGUUAUUUUGACAUUACUGGUUUUGACAGUCCUUAGCUUUUUUUUAAAAAAAGUAUAGCUAUUAUGAUGCUUAGAGCAUCUACAAUUUUUUUAUGUUUGGGGAUAAUAUGAUAAAAAUGGAAAUGUGACUAUAAAGUAACCAGAUAUGCAAAUCAAGGGCCAUAUAACUAGUUAAAUAAGGAACUUUGUAUGAAUUAUUUUAAUGAAUCUGCCUAUAAAAUUUAUGGUGCUAAAAAGGGAAACGUUUGAAGGUAAGGGUGUUGAAAGCCGACUUUGAGGCAGACAUUGUUAGCUGAACAUUGGAGAUCCCUAUGGGGCAAAAUA